Messenger RNA from Triplophysa dalaica, 8876 nucleotides. Its product is annotated as proteoglycan 4-like. The transcript has 17 exons. NCBI's taxonomy places the organism in Eukaryota, Metazoa, Chordata, Actinopteri, Cypriniformes, Nemacheilidae. The record is from RefSeq and is a predicted model, not a curated record. The coding region runs from base 6517 to 7896 and encodes 459 amino acids.
GAAUUUGAGUGUGGGGAAAUAAGAGGCGAACGCAGUAAAUCAUUGUUUGUGCACGUAGUCCAAUGCACAUUUGCGAUAUAUAAAUAUAUUUAGUAGUUCAUUAUAUAUACGUUGAAUAAAAAGCGACUUGCUGACCUAACGUCUUUACUAGCACGGAGGUACUACAAUUCCCAGAAUGCUGCCGCGUAAACAAACAUGGCGUCGCCCGUGCCUGAAUUACAAACAACCCACAACACAACUUUAAGCUGCAGCUUCAUUCACACAUCUGAGGCCAUCGCUGAGCUGGUGGAGAAGGCCAUGGCCUUCUCUGUGAUCUCUGCUUGAUCUCUGUGAGCUCACUGAGGCCAAAUCGACCAAACAGACUCCGCUCAACUACCUUAAGAGCCUGAAAAGUACCACACGGUCAACACCGACCUCAUGCAGAGCAAAGAGCUGCCGUACAUCGGGUCUCUGCAGAAAAGCUGCGCGAAAUUGGUCAGCAAGGAAAUCGUCCAGAAGAGGUAAGUGUGUGAAGACCGAGUGUUAAGACCUGCGACUCUUCCAGCGCGACUCCACCGAGCUAAGACACCGGCAAGGCACAUCAGUUUAUUUAAAAGGGUGAAUUUUUUUUUUUCUAGUUUUACACAAAUGUAAUAUAAAACAUAGGGCUCCACAUAAUGUGUCUGGGAAGUUUCAGCUCAUAAUACACCACAGAUCUUUUAAUUUACCAUGCGCUACAUUCCCAAUUUUGCAUGUGAGGAGGAACGCGCUGUUUUGGUGUGUGUGUCUCUUUAAGUGCAAGUGAGCUGCUAGUCUCUGCCCCCUUUUCAGCAGAAAACGUGCUGUGAGCCUGUGCUUCCAGCGAACACAUUCGGGAGAGAGAACCUUUACUUUAAUAUACUUAAAAUGUAGGUAAUUAUACAAUUAUCAUUUAUUUAGCACCUUUGUCAGAAUAUUUUACGAGUUUUAUUAAUUCUUAUAUUUUUAUAAUAAGAUAUCUGCUGCUAUAUUUGCUCUUUGGGUUAUGCAAGCAAACAAAAUUCAACCUUAGUCAAUAUUUAUCCUUCAUUUUGUAUUAGCUGCUAGUGCAGUUGUAACUGCAACACUACAACUAACGAUAGAAGCCAGCAAGAUGCAGAGGGAGACCAGGGAGACCGACAUUAUGAUGUUUACAAGCCCAAAACAUUUGAGACUGUUUGCUUACACAUUUAGUUUGAUUUGAUUUGUUCCAAUUUAUUCUUAGAGCAAAAGGUGGGGACAGUGCAAUAUGUUGAAGUAUGUGUUAUUCAAUAUGUGCAUUAUGUUUUUAUGUUUAAAGCAUGAGGAAGGGUUUGGGACAGAACCAAACUCUGAAUCUGAUAUUGACUCAGAUGAAUUUGAAGUGAAAUAAUGAUGAAUAUAUUUUAUAUCAUAUCACCGUUAUUGAAUAAAGUAUACUGUGGUAUAUUGAUACUAAAUUAUUGUCCGGCCCUAUAGCUAAACCAAACCUGCUGUUUUCCCUUUUGGUUAGAUUCUACAUCAGAUUAAACAGCACAAACCAAAAAUACAGACUACUGUACAAUCUGCAGUGUUAUUUUUAUGGCAACAUAAUAUUUCAACUUACCUUAAUUUUAUGGAAAUUCGGUGUUGGUCGGAAGAAAAAUGCACUUCACCUCCAAGUCACAGCCAGCUUGCUUUCCGAUUCUGAAUGGACAGUUAACGUUUUGAGCGUGAAACAUGGCCUUUGCCUACAGGCCCCAGAGAUGUCCGAACUGCCUGACCAAAUUACAGUUUAAUACAGUAAAAUUCGUAAAUUAAGGAUAUGUGAGAGAAUUAACAAACGAUUUAACUACUUCGCUGGCUUCAUUAUGAAUGAGCCUAAUUAGGUGUUGUUGUGCAUAACAGGCAGUGUGGUGGAGACUACUGAAAAUCUGUAGUCAAGUACAAUUAAGUGCAUUGCUAAAAUAUUACUCAAUUACGAGUAAAAGUACCGGUGUUAGAGAAAUACUCAGGUAAAAGUACAGUUUGUAAAAAAAGACAAAAAUAUUCAGAGUAUUAGUUACUUUUAACCACUGAUGUCACCGUCACUUCUCCAGACUAGGGCUGGAAAUUGUGUGUUUUCCUUUACCAGAAGUUAACAUGCCAACAAUCUAUUAUUCAUUAAUAAUUGAUAAGAUGCAAAACAAGUGUUUUUCCCUCAUAUUUUUCUCAUUUAAGUUUUUAUUUCCUUAUUAAGCAAAUGUCUCCGACAGACAAAAAACUAAAUUUUGAGGAGCCACAACUAUUGAUUAAAUAUCCAUGAAUACAUUUUUAACUGGUUAAAUUCUUCAUUCAGAAUGAAAGAUCAAUAACGUCCUUUUUUUGUUUUGUUUUGUUUUCCGUCCUCACGACCCGGUUUUCAUCGGCUUGUUUGCUAUCAAAUCACCUUACUAGCUACAAAAAUGCAGAUAAAUGGUUUGGAUAUAGAUCAGUAAUCAUCUAUGAUUUUAAAAGUAAUUUAGUAGAUUACAUGGAUUAAUGAAUAUUACAAGUAAAAGUAAAGGCUUGAAAAUCUACUCAUAAAAGUACAAGUACCCCCAAAAACUACUUACAGUAAUCUGAGUAUUUGUAAUUAAUGACUUCCACCUGAGAUACCAGAAACCACUCCCCAAGCGGGUCUUGAAUCUGGGUAUCCGGCGUGGUAGAUGGCUGUGCAAACUGACCAAACGCCAAUAGCAAAAUGGGUCCUAUGAGGCAUCAGGGAGGCAUUUACCCAACAUUCUACAGGCAACUAUAUGUUAUAAGCAACUUAUGUUAAGUUAGCAAAAUAUUCAUACAAUAGAAAUAUUGUAAAUAUUCAAAUGACAGCAGUAGCAAUGCUGUCUCCUUUACACUUAUCCCCAUAAAUCUGUCCCAAUCUGGGUCACUGCACCAAUGAAAGUGUUUAUGUGAAUGCUCCAUGCACUGUCGGAAGGCUUUCUGAAGCUUUAUUCUUUUACUUAAAUUGAAAGGGCCUCUGUCCUUACCCGCCUACGUCUUUAACUACCUCAGCCGCUCCCUUUACCGUCUUAAACCAUAAACCAUGUAUAUGUCAAUGCAUCCUGAAGAUCUUCAGAUAGCCUAACCAAACAGAUCUACUGUACCUCUUACAGCCAACACAUCAGUCAUUGUUGGUGUAUGAGCUACACCUUGAUAGAAACACAUGCUACUCCUUGGUCCAAGGACAUCUAACAAAACAGAAGUGGCAGACAGAUUGAUGAUGAGGCCUCCUGAAAGUCCUUUUUUUCUUUUUUCCACUUGUUCUGUCCAGCAUCGAAGCAAGCAGAAUGAUGCUCUGUCUGCCAUGUUGUGACGAGCAGAUUUUGCUUUGCCAAGAGGAGCUUGAAUGAUAAGGCUCCCCUUGAUAUCCUAAGUUAAGCUUAUUUUAUUUAUUUUUGAUGCUUGUUUGUAGAUGAGCAUUACAAAUAUUGCUGGACCUGAACCAAUCACCCAAACCCAUGUCCACUUGGCCCAUAAAUAUGCCAUUCAAGACCCAUAUAUGUGUUCCCAGUUCAAACCCAUGCCCACUUGGCCCAUAAAUAUUCUAUGCAGGACCCAUAUGUGCAUUCCCAGUUCAAACCCAUGCCCACUUGGCCCAUAAAAAUUCUAUGCAGGACCCAUAUGUGCAUUCCCAUUUCAAACCCAUGUCCACUUGGCCCAUAAAUAUGCCAUUCAAGACCCAUAUAUGUGUUCCCAGUUCAAACCCAUGCCCACUUGGCCCAUAAAAAUUCUAUGCAGGACCCAUAUGUGCAUUCCCAGUUCAAACCCAUGUCCACUUGGCCCAUAAAUAUGCCAUUCAAGACCCAUAUAUGUGUUCCCAGUUCAAACCCAUGCCCACUUGGCCCAUAAAAAUUCUAUGCAGGACCCAUAUGUGUAUUCCCAGUUCAAACCCAUGUCCACUUGGCCCAUAAAUAUGCCAUUCAAGACCCAUAUAUGUGUUCCCAGAUCAAACCCAUGCCCACUUGGCCCAUAAAUAUGCCAGUCAAGACCCAUAUAUGUGUUCCCAGAUCAAACCCAUGCCCACUUGGCCCAUGCCUGUCCCUUAGGGGGCCCAUGUAAUCAGCUCAUAUUGGCUUCCUAUGUGGGACUUGUACUACAAAACCUUCAUGGGACCCGUUGAUUUCACCCAGCCACAGCCCGUGCCCACACAGUAUCCAUGGAACCCGUAGUUAACCCAUCUGGGCCCCACGUGUCAUUGCUGUCUGGGCAGACACGUUGACGAGUGCACCUAGAAAGAAAGACAGAUUAAACUCAUUAAGCUGUGUGCCCAUAAAGAAACAAUGAAUUCGAACACCGGUUAUUUUGCAGAAGUAGUGUAGUGUAGUAGGAAUAUGAGUACAUUAUAUUCAUGCGCGAGCUAGCAUUUUUCAUUUUCUUUCGCACACCCCUGCUGAAAAAAACCCCAAUACAAACCAUACUAAUGGUGGCCAUCAAAAUACCAUUAUGGACAAUUUACAAAUGGACAAUUACAUUUUCGCUUUAAAUAUUCGAGCGUGCUAAGACCGCGUUUGUGUGUGUGCAAAUCCCUCAGUGGCCCUUCACUGGCACCUGGCGGCAGACUUUAGAACGGACGAGACAAGGGGGUGCCUCUCUCUUCCACCACGACUCGUCUAUAUUUGGCAACAUCCUAGUAAUGACGACCUGGAAUCUAUAAUGUAUUUUCGCAGCAUAGCACGGUAUAAGCAUAUUUACACGUUGCAAGAAUUACUGAUAACUUCGUCAUAUAUUUACUUAAAAAAAGAAUUCUUUGUAUCAUGCAGAUCAUAGACAUUUAACUAUGCUAUUUAAGUUUAAACUGAAGAAACCAAACUGGCACUGUGUAAAAUUAAUAUGUUUUUUUGUUUAUGUUUUUUGUCCCCAUUUGAAUAUUUAUAAUUUUAAAGACCUGUAAAAUAUUCACCACACUGGUCUAAAAAUAUCCUUCAUUGGGAUCUAUGGACCACUUUGAAAAGUAUAACCACCCCAGGUCCAGCAGAACUUCCCGUUUCAGUUUUUAUCAAGUGUUUGGAGCAAAAUACAACAAAAACAAAAACAGGAGCCUUUAUUAAAUUUAUACUGUUCAAAUAAUUAUUAUCUUCUUUUCCAGCAUCACUUGGUGUCAGAAUAUUGUACUGUAAGUGAUAAAUACAAAUGUCAAUGUGCAUUUAAUAUUUGACAUGUUCAUCAUAUACAUAGCAUUUAAUUAAAGGUCACUGAUGAAACUAAAUGUGAGAUGUCUGUUAGAACUCAGUCAUGUUUGCUCUUUGUCUGCCUUUUUUGGGUUAACAUCAGCUAUACAAGACCCAAAGGCUCUUUUAAGAGCCCCGACCAGAGCAUCUUUGGCUUUGUAAGUAUACAUUUUGACUGUCAGAUACCUCCUCUGUAUAUGGGUUCAAGGUUAUAAAGCCUGUUAGUCAUCGGUGAUAUAGACAUAAUUCUUCAUAUUUAAACAUUCUACAUCAAAAUUUUGAGUUUUUGAUUGUGGAUUAUGCAGAAGAGGCCUCCCUACCCUUCUUCUGCAUUUCACAAUACAGAAACUCAGUCACGUGAUGUCAGGUGCAAACACCCUAUUUGUUUCUGAUCUUAAAGUGAUUCUGGAUAACAAUGCAAGCUUCUUACCUUGCCAAUCAUAAACUGUGUCAUAUUGUGUUUAGCUUUUGCAUAUUCAUGACAAUAUGUCAAUAAUAAUUUUGAAUUAAUAAUCUCAAUUUUACAGACUUAUCUAGCUGUCAGACACGUGUGUGCUUAAAUUGAUUUAAUUUAGAUCAUUCUUAAUUUGAUCACAUAUUACAUAAAAAAUAUAUUUUUAUAAUUUGCAGCACAACUGCAACAUUUGCCAAAGACUGUACUGUCAUGUUAACAAUUGCAAGUAAUAUUUGAUCUACUCUUUUGUUUUUUAGAUCUUCACUGUUGUUUCCACAAUUUUCGGACACUUUCCAUUUCAAGAUGGAGAAAAAAACUUUUGCGGUUGUGGAAUUUGCCGAUGACAAUUCCAUAGAAAUUGUCCCAACCACAUGGUUGGAGGAAGCCAUCGAAGUUUGCAUUUGUCUUUAAAAAACCUUAAUAAAACAUUAACUUACAAUACUGAUAUGUAACCUUUUUACAGGGAACAUUCUGUUACUUGACAUUUACUAACACAAGGAAGUUGGUAAAAAAGAAUGCAAUGCCUGACAAGCAAAAGUGGAGGCGGCACCCCAUAAAGAAGAUUUAGCUACAAACAGAUGACAGCAGAGAUACUCCAAUAAAGAAAACUAAAAUAUCAAAACCUGUUCCACUCAAAUAUCAGCCAUUGCCUAAAAAAUCCCACAAGACAUGGAUUUGGCUUGAAGUGUUUUCUGUCUCAUCCAGAGAGCGACAACAAAAGACAAGAUCACCAGAUUUAUUCUCAGAUGAAUCAUUGCCGGAGUGCUCACUGACAAAUAUGUCACCGCUCCAUCAAGCAGGUACAUAUUUCUACAGUUUUACGACACGAAAGUCCACUGGGGGCGCUAAAGAGAAGACCUCUGUGUGACACAUCGAUGACGGUCGACUCCACAUACAACACGAUUGACAGUCAGAGAGAUGCCGGGAAACACACAGGAAUUGUGCCCCGGGUGCAACACCCUGAUAAGUGUUGCAUUCAAGACAUGCCCACUUUGCAAACAACUCCAGCCGUACAAAACAAAAGUUGCAAAAAAGAGAUGCAACUUUCAAAAUAAGAAGGCUGAAUGGAAGAAGUCAAUCGAGAAAAACAACAACAGGACAGUUGUACUUAAUAGCUGCCAUGUAAUGCUUGACAAACUUGCUGCCCUUGAUUUCUUCCCCAUACUACUUUUGGGAAAGAAAUUAAAGGGAAAGUUGGUGGCCGAUGCCAUCCUUGGAGGGGAUUACGUUUUGGAUCCCGAUUUGUUUCAGAGGGUUAAAUUGAUGUAUGAAGCAGUGCUAAAGAUUCAUUGCUACUUGUGGCCUUCUUCUGUCUUUGACAAAGAAACUACUGACCCUCCAGAAGCUACUGCCACCAGCCCUCCAGAAGCUACUGCCAUCAGCCCUCCAGAAGCUACUGCCACCAGCCCUCCAGAAGCUACUGCCACCAGCCCUCCAGAAGCUGCUGCCACCAACCCCCCAGAAGCUGCUGCCACCAGCCCCCCAGAAGCUGCUGCCACCAGCCCCCCAGAAGCUGCUGCCACCAGCCCCCCAGAAGCUGCUGCCACCAGCCCCCCAGAAGCUGCUGCCACCAGCCCCCCAGAAGCUGCUGCCACCAGCCCCCCAGAAGCUGCUGCCACCAACCCCCCAGAAGCUGCUCCCACCAGCCCCCCAGAAGCUGCUGCCCCCAUUCCCCCAGAAGCCGCUGCCACCAGCCCCCCAGAAGCCGCUGCCACCAGCCCCCCAGAAGCCGCUGCCACCUGCCCCCCAGAAGCCGCUGCCACCUGCCCCCCAGAAGCCGCUCCCACCUGCCCCCCAGAAGCCGCUGCCACCAACCCCCCAGAAGCCGCUCCCACCAGCCCCCCAGAAGCCGCUGCCCCCAUUCCCCCAGAAGCUGCUGCCACCAGCCCCCAAGAAGCUACUGCCACCAGCCCUCCAGAAGCCACUGCCACCAGCCCCCAAGAAGCCACCAGCCCUCCAGAAGCCACUGCCACCAGCCCCCCAGAAGCUACCGGUAUUGAUAUCACAGGCUCAUCAGAAGCCACAAGACCCCAGGCCCAGAAGGCCAAAAAUAGACCAAGAAAUGAAGUACACUAUCCAGUCCAACAGAUGGAAGCCAGCAAGAAAAAGUGGAACAGAGGAGGUCCUCAUUCGUUGGGUUCCAUGCAAGACCUGAGUCUCUGGCAGCCAGAGAGAAUUCCCACAAAUCCUGCAAGAAGGUUUAUGAGGAGCAACUGGAGUUGGCAGUCUGCAGGCACGUUGAGCAGAGAACAUCACAAUGCUGCUGGUUCCAUCUUAGGGCAGGAAGUGGAGAAGUAGUUGACUUCUAAAGCUAUAUAGAUCCCCCUUGGGACCUGGAAACCCUGAAUGCUCACCUUCACCUGGAAAUGAGAGCAUGGGCAGAUGGUUUGGGUGACUUGACAAAGGAUAUGCAGUCAACUGUCUUCUCAAUCGGUGGUACCACUUACUCAGUAGUCAACACAAACAGGCUGUAAAUGCAUACAGCAGUAUAGCCGUUAUGGAGGACAUUGAGGACAACUCUCCGGUGCUGAAGAUGUGCACAAAAAAGACUUUCCUUUCUAUUAAACAGCCCUUUUUUUGAGGUGAUUUACUCUAGAUAGGGCUCAUUACAAACCCAACUGUUUGAAAAUAGUGCACUUUGAUUUUUUAUUUUUGAACUAAAUCUACUAAGUGUUGUCACACAUAGCUUACAGAUAAUCAAGGCCAAAGGUCCAGCACAUAUAGAAUGGCAAUUCUAAGCUAUUAUUAAGAUAAACUCAAAAAUUGAAGAAGGAAUUUGCAAAUACUAAUAUUGGACUAUUAUUAUUAAUUUGGUUCAGCUUUUUUGUGACAACAAAGCUGUAGUUUCUCCAGACUGGCGUCACUACAUAGCAAGUUAAUCAUGCUAAUUUCUUAAAUAAUCCUAUUACAAAGCAUAAUUUGUUUUUCACACGCUUAAAUUGUACAGAUUUUAAGGGAAAAUAUUUUGUGUAUUAUUGUGUGUGUGUGUGUGUAUGUAUGUAAGCUAUGAUUGCAAUAGAAUGUGGAAAUGUCUUCAUUUGUCUUGAUGCAUACAUGCUGUUUGUCGUUUAAGCAUACUUGUUGAUGAACCCCAUCAAAUGGAAUUUAAAUCAUAGAUGUAUUUCUAUAAUGAUUUCCAUAUCGCAUCAUCCAAGUGUACAUCAAUAUAGACAUAAAUCAAAUCCACUUUCACUGACAUUCUGUAAAACUGUACAGAGAAAUGUAUUAAUUUGUCUUUAUGCAUAUGUUCACUGCUGUAAUAAACACAAUAAUAAUGG